Molecule: messenger RNA, 1698 nt
Organism: Rotaria sp. Silwood1
Lineage: Eukaryota; Metazoa; Rotifera; Eurotatoria; Philodinida; Philodinidae
Source: the annotation of a GenBank genome assembly
AUGCGUAGAAAAAUAAACAUGAAGGAUUUAUUCAUUCAGUUAAAUGAUUUACCUGAUGAAAUUCUUAUAUAUAUAUUUAAAAAAUUGUACAAUGGUGAAGUACUUUAUUCUUUAAUGGGUGUUAAUCAACGAUUCGAUAGAAUUCUACAUGAUACAAUUUUUACACGUAAUUUAUGUUUACUAGAAUAUUGUCCAGUCGACGAUGCUACUUUUCCAUUUCCAGAUGCAAUAAUUGAUCGAUUUUGUUCAAAAAUUUUACCUGAAAUUGGACAUCAAAUUCAAACUCUUUUUCUUUCACGAACAUCGAUAGAACGUGUUCUUUAUGCUACAAAUUAUCCUAAUUUAAAUCACCUUGGUUUAUGUGACAUUGAAUACAAAGUAGCUAGAUCUCUGCUUGCUGAUGAAAGUCCUUUAACUGAUAUGUUCAAGAAUCAAAUUUCAUCACUCUUCAUCAAUUUGAGUGAUGAAGACGAUCUCAUUUCAACAGGAGCUAUGACUUCAGCUAUAUUUAAUGAAAUUUUCAACGGAUGUACUAAUUUACAAUGCUUAAAAAUCAAUCCAUAUUUAUUUUUUCGGGACACUGUAAAUGAUUGUAUGACACAUAGUACUUCUAUUUGUUCAACUUUAUUAGAAUUACAUGUUAGGGUGUCACGCACGGAUGACUGCCUUUAUAUACUUGAUGGACGUUUUGAUCAACUUCGUAAACUUUAUGUUACUUGUGAGGACAUCUUUGUUGGGUCUGCCGAAACUGAACAUAAGCAAAAACUAUUACCAAAUUUACGCAUUUUUUCUUUGUGCUGUAAGAGGAAGAUGUUUAAUUAUGAUGGAUUAAUUGUGCCACUUCUACGUCGAAUGUUAAAUUUAGAAGAACUUGAUUUAAAUAUUACAGUUUAUUGUGAUAAAAAAAUUAUUGAUGGUGAUAUUUUGAAGAAAGAUAUUCUUAUUUAUAUGCCACAAUUAUAUAAAUUUACAUUUAAUAUAUGUUUAAUCAUUAAUCAUCAUCAUAAAAUUAAAUUUCCAUCAAAUGAACAUAUUCAGAAUACAUUUAAAAAUAUUUCCACUACUCAAAUAAUUACUUCUAUUGAGCAUUUCCAAGGAAAACAAUAUGGUCGAUGUCAUAUUUAUUCAUAUCCAUAUAAAUGGAAAAUUUAUAAAAAUCUAACAAAUAAUUUUCGAGGUGGAUUAUUUACUAGUGUUACUCAAGUAUCAUUAUAUGAUGAACGUCCAUUUGAAUAUAAAUUUUUUCUUCAAAUUGCUCAAUCAUUUCCAUUUAUGAAAGAAUUAAAAAUUAAGAAUCAAAAGGCACAAAAAUACAAACAACGUAUAAAGUCAAGCAACAAUAAUCAAAUAUUGUCAGUUAUUGAAUAUCCGAAUCUUACUCGACUUGAUUUUAGUAAAAUUCAUGAUGAUUAUCUUGAAUUAUUUUUAUUUGAUACGAAUGUAUCGUUGCCAACUCGUCUUCAUCUUUAUGCCGAUUAUCAAUCACUCAAAAGAGUGACGUACCAUUUUACAAGAUAUAUAACACGAAAUCAUUGUGCAAAACUUGCUGCGCUGUAUAUUGAUUCAGUGGAUCAAAUCGAUGAAAAUAUCAAAAACUAUUUUCCUCAUACAUGUAUACGUUGGAACAGUGUUUAUCGUUUGAAAAAGUACAAAAGUUCGCACACUUGUUCCUAUCGAUAUAUGUCUGCUACUACUUGA